This is a messenger RNA of Rhinolophus ferrumequinum (greater horseshoe bat), 1270 nucleotides long. RefSeq names its product thymidine kinase 2 (gene TK2). Lineage: Eukaryota; Metazoa; Chordata; Mammalia; Chiroptera; Rhinolophidae. Gene Ontology annotation, cellular component: mitochondrion; cytoplasm. The record is from RefSeq and is a predicted model, not a curated record. Gene Ontology annotation, molecular function: deoxynucleoside kinase activity. The transcript is spliced from 10 exons. The coding region runs from base 16 to 978 and encodes 320 amino acids.
CAGAGAGAGGGUGGAAUGCGACGGGGUCUCUUUAAGAGCCCUGGCCCAGCAGGCGCUCGGGCGAGGCGGGCGCCGGGCGGGAGGCGGCGCUGCGAGGCUGGCCAGCCAGCCACCGGGCUGGCGGCGCUCGCGCAGAUUUGUAACGACUCGCACAGGAAGUCGGGACCCGCGGGAUCAGUCCGCCGGGCCAUGCUGCUGCCACCGCUGCGGAACUGGGUCACUCGGCUGCUGCGCCGCCAGGGGCUCCGAAGCUCCGCCUCUGGCCCGGCGCCGUUGGGGGCGCAGCGCGGGGCCUCGCCUUGGGAUAAAGAAAAUGAAAAAGAGAAAAGGUCGGUGGUAUGUGUGGAGGGCAAUAUUGCAAGCGGGAAGACAACAUGCCUGGAGUUCUUCUCUAAUUCAACAGACAUCGAGGUGUUACCAGAGCCUGUACCCAAGUGGAGAAAUGUCCGUGGCCAUAAUCCUUUGGGCCUGAUGUACCGUGAUGCCUGUCGGUGGGGCCUCACGCUGCAGACAUACGUGCAGCUCACCAUGCUGGACCAGCACACUCGUCCUCAGACGUCACCUGUGAGGUUGAUGGAGCGGUCGAUUCACAGCGCAAGAUACAUUUUUGUAGAGAACCUAUAUAGAAGUGGGAAGAUGCCUGAAGUGGACUACGUGGUCCUGUCGGAGUGGUUUGACUGGAUCGUGAGGAACAUUGCUCUGUCCGUGGAUUUGAUAGUUUAUCUCCGGACCACUCCUGAGACCUGUUAUCAGAGGUUAAAGAUGAGAUGCAGGGAAGAGGAGAAGGUCAUUCCAUUGGAGUACCUGGAUGCUAUUCACCAACUCUACGAGGAAUGGCUCAUCGAAGGGGGCCUUUUCCCCAUAGCAGCCCCUGUUCUGGUGAUUGAGGCUGACCACGACAUGCAGAGAAUGUUAGAACUCUUUGAACAAAACCGGGACCGAAUAUUAACUCCGGAGAAUCAGAAACGUGGCUUUUAGAAUGGGAAAGAUCGUGCCAGAAAAACGCCCGCUGCUGCCAAGUUAGCUGUUAAGAAUGAUGUGGAAAAUCUGCUCUCGGGAGGGCUUUGUGUCUGGCCAGAUUUGUUUUCCUAAUGUUCUUUUCACUUUUGCCGGUGUCUGUCCUGGGUCUCUGGCCCUCGCGGGUAAAUGACAAAUGGGACCAACGUGUUUGUUGUACCCUGUAGUGUUUGCAGCCUUGCGUCCCCCCUCAUGCAUCUCAUGGUGGUUUCCCAUUGCUGGAUCCCUCUAAUUAAACCCUUAGCAAGAGCCA